Messenger RNA from Talaromyces rugulosus, 639 nucleotides. RefSeq lists its product as uncharacterized. The coding region runs from base 1 to 639 and encodes 212 amino acids. The transcript has 2 exons. The record is from RefSeq and is a predicted model, not a curated record. NCBI's taxonomy places the organism in Eukaryota, Fungi, Ascomycota, Eurotiomycetes, Eurotiales, Trichocomaceae.
AUGAUGCGAAUUGCCCUCUUCCAUCUUGCCCUCGACCUGCUCAGCCCUGUGGCGUCCUCCAUACUCCGGCCACGCGAUACGGCCUUCACCCAUAGGGACGAGUCGACUGCCGUCUAUGCUACUGGCGACACGUAUGAGAAUUUCCAGCCCGGCUACCUUGGGGGCACGUGGGAGCUGUUCAAGCGCGGCGAAUACGUCGACCUGUCCGGGACCGGCUACAUGCGCGUGCGCUGGGAAGUCGAGUACUGGCAGGGUGUUGGCCCGCUAUAUGAGCCGACGUUCGACCAGGUUGCGGGAACUUUGCUGUUCGUGGCCGGCGGCGGUGGUUUCCAGUGGGGGGAUGCGUAUGACGGCGCCUGCUCGCACGGUACUGGGUGCGUAAACCGGACUGGUGCGAGCGAGUACGGUUACAGCUACUUCCCAGAUGGCUCUGACCCGUGGAUUAACAUGUGUUAUUAUCUCGAUGGGUCGGUGACCAUCACGAACCACGAGAGCGGCGGAGACUAUAAUGUGGGCGUCGAGCCGAUUGCCUACGCCGAUAUACUAGUUGAUAUCAAUACAACCCCAGCCGACAAGAACACCAAGUAUGGGUAUUCGUACGACCCGUCGGAAGCCUCUUGUCCAUGUUCGGAGACUUGA